Lichtheimia ornata is the source of this 813-nucleotide messenger RNA. RefSeq lists its product as uncharacterized. NCBI's taxonomy places the organism in Eukaryota, Fungi, Mucoromycota, Mucoromycetes, Mucorales, Lichtheimiaceae. Bases 1 to 813 code for a protein of 270 amino acids. Gene Ontology annotation, biological process: poly(A)+ mRNA export from nucleus. The transcript has 5 exons. Gene Ontology annotation, cellular component: nucleus. The record is from RefSeq and is a predicted model, not a curated record.
AUGUCAGAAAAGUACAAAACACUCAAAGUCAAAGAACUCCAAGAGAUCUUGCAAAAGAACGGUCUUCCUGUCUCCGGCAAAAAAGAAGAGCUCAUCGAUCGCCUUGUCAAGCAUGAUGAAAGCAAGGCUUUGGAGUCACUUGACGAUCUCGCUGGUCUUGAGGAAUUCGAGGAAUCGAAGCUUGAUCUAGAUUCACUUGAUCCUGACCUAAAGUCAUUGAACGACAAGCCUGAAGUUGCCGAGAAACCCAAAGAAGAGCCCACCAAAGCCGAAGAGAAGGAUACUGCUGGUGCUGCUGCUGGUGCUUCAUCUACAUCCAAAGCCGAUGCUACUACAUCCAAUGAUAAGCCGGCCACUGAACAAUCAACCACCACCGCAACGACUACAGCUACUCCUACUACGACUGAGCAAGAGGCCAAGGAUGAACCUCCCAAAGAAGUCGUCAAGCCUGGUAGCAGCUUCAAGUACACACCUAUCACCUUUGGCAAGAAGCCCGCUGCUACGACUACCAGCACCAGUCCAAAGCCUUUGCCCAAAGCAACUACAGCAGCCGCAUCAAAGAACGAUGAUAUUGAAAAGAAGAUUGAACGUGCCAAACGCUUCAAUGUACCAUUGGAUGAAAAGACCAAGCAGCAAAUGCGUGCUGAGCGCUUUGGAUCGGGUAAAAAGACGACGACAUCAUCGGGUAUUGACCCAGAGGUGCUCAAGCGACGUGCUGAGAGAUUUGGAAUCCCCACCAAGGAAGCUGAAGAAGAAAAGAAGCGCAAGCGUGCUGAGCGCUUUGGUGUUCCCGAGAAGAAGCAGCGACGUUAA